Molecule: messenger RNA, 1430 nt
Organism: Quercus lobata
Lineage: Eukaryota; Viridiplantae; Streptophyta; Magnoliopsida; Fagales; Fagaceae
Product: putative F-box protein At5g55150
Exons: 2
Coding region: 215-1354 (379 amino acids)
Molecular function (GO): protein binding
Source: RefSeq, a predicted model, not a curated record
CGGUAUAAUGGCAGUAUAUAAAAUGGGCCUAGACUCUGUUUCUGAGAGAUCCAGACUGAGUCGCUUACCCUAACAAAGACGAAUAAGCGCCUCUCUCUCUCUCUCUCUCUCUCUCUCUCUCUCUCUCUCUCUCUGUCGCUCGCUUUCGUCAACCACCCAAGCUCUGCCUCUAAACCCAACAAAGUUCUCAAAAACACCAUAUCCAUACAUUAAGAUGUCUGAGUGGGCUGAUCUUCCACAUGAUAUCCUCAUUGAAAUAAUGCGCAGACUAUCUUUCUAUGAUGAUUUUGUCAUGUUUGGUGCCACUUGCAAGUCAUGGCAAAGUGUUUGUUCAUUGGAAAACCUUCCAUUAUCUCCUAGGUGCCCUUGGCUUAUGCUUGCUGAAGAUAAUGAACAAAGAAACCCUACACGUGUCUUUGUCAACUUAUUUGAUAAUAAAGUCUACAACUUCAGAUUGCCUGAGCUUGUUCGAAAAAAAUGUUUUGGAACGUCUUUUGGAUGGUUGCUCAGUGUAGGCACCGAUUUUCAGAUGAAUCUCUUCCAUUCAUUGUCUAAACACCUAUUAAGUCUUCCGCCCCAACCAAAUUUUGAGGAUCUAGAUCAUCAUGAUGAUGAUUUCAAGAUAAUCUUUGUUGACAAGUGUGUUUUGUCAAGGAAUCCGUGGAACUUAGUAACUCAUGAAUAUGAGGGUGAUUGCAUAAUCAUGGUUAUUUAUUGUAAUAUUAAGACACUGGCCUUCACUAGACCGGGAUAUAAAGUUUGGAUUGACAUAAAAAGUCAUUCUCGAUGUUUUGAUGACAUUGCAUUCUACAAGGGAAACUUUUACGCCGUAGACUGUCAUGGUGAAGUUUUUAUUUGUCACAUUGAUGAUGAUAAUGCAUUCACUAAAUCUGUUACGCCACGUCUAUUGGGAACUAGAGCUGAUAUGCAAAAGUAUCUUGUUGAAUCAUUGGGAGAACUUUUGUUGGUUUCACGCAAACUAAAAGGUAAUUUAUAUGCGGAGGAUGAUAUGGAUGAAACACCUUAUAUGACAACUGGGUUCACAAUUCUAAAAUUAGAAUGUUCUAUUGAAGGGAAAGGCAAAAAUGAAUACAAGUGGGUGAAUGUUGACAACUUGGGUGAUCAAGCAUUGUUUUUGGGUUGCAAUUCAUCAGUGUCUUUGUCUGCAUCAAGCAUCAAUGGAUGCAAAGCUAAUUGUAUCUAUUUUACGGAUGACAAUAUUGAAUUUUAUUUAGCGACCUCAAAUGGUGGGGGAUACGACAUGGGUGUAUUUAACAUGGAAGAUGGAAAAACUGGACAGCAUUACCAAGGCGAAUCCCUCUCUUACUAUUCUACUCCAACCUGGUACAUUUAACUUACGUCUGUAGGUUUAAGUAAUUGAAGCUAGUGAAUGUGUGCAAAGACCUAUCGUUGUUCUUUGGUCUCUUAUU